Ostertagia ostertagi is the source of this 2700-nucleotide messenger RNA. NCBI's taxonomy places the organism in Eukaryota, Metazoa, Nematoda, Chromadorea, Rhabditida, Trichostrongylidae. The record is from the annotation of a GenBank genome assembly.
AUGGCCUCAGGCGAGCCUCCACCAGCGACCACAAAUGGCCUGGUGGUUCCAGUAGUUAUUUGGGGCCAAAAACCGCCGGAUAAUCGAAUAACGGUGGUUCGAUAUUUAAGCGAUAGAACUACUAUAGUCACAGGCGCCUCAAGUGGCCAUGUCAUCACAUGGAAGUGUGAUGAGGAAGCACUAACACCGUACCAGCUUAUGAUCGGGCACGACGCUCCCAUAACUGCCAUUUCACCUACCAAUAAUAUGCCAUCUUCAACGCGAUUCAUUACUGCGUCUUCUGAUGGCCAUCUUUGCUUAUGGGAUGUUCAAGACGGUCGUUGCGUUGACUCAGUUUCGUCUUUAUUUAUUCACCGUUAUAUGCAGCCUUAUACUUACAAGUCUUCCCGACAUACCAGAUCAACACGCCUAUUUUGCAUUGGCGACUACAGCGACAUUGUUGUCUUAGACCCGCAAGAUCUCACAGUUGUCUUCCAGCUCAGUUCGAGGGUGGAACCUGACUGGGUUUGCUGCUACGAUGUUGUGCAAAGAACGAACAAGUCAGAGCAGUGCAUCGGUAUUUCAAUGGCGGGGAUGAUCAAGGUGUGGUCAUUGGUGGAGCUGGAGAAGAAGGAUCUUGCAACACCUCUGUACGAAGAUGAAUCUAAAAGGCUCGAACUGAAAGAUGUUAAAUCGAUCUCGUUCAAUCCCGUCAAUGAGCGACUUCUUCUUGUUGUUUGUUCGGCAACUUGGCAGUUGGUCGAUCUCGAUGAUUUAUCUAUUAUUAUUGUUCACAAUUGCCCAGCAAGGGCUAUUAAUGGAAAAAUUUUGGAUGUUGACAAGUUAGCCGUGACAUUUGUGGAUCAGACGCUCAGAGUUUAUCAACUUCCGCUCGAAAAACUGGAGGGUGCCCAGGCUCGUCAGCGCUUUGGUGCUACUCCAAGGAACUACAUGGGGAUAUCAGAUCCAUUCGAAUUUGCAAUAUGGGAAGGAUCUAAAUCGAAUCUACGCUCGUGGUUGAAUGAUGUCACUUUCACUUUCGCUUCACAACGAAGUGAUCAGUCUAUAUUCCAAGCUGCUCGUGCCACACGAGCAGGGCACUUACUGAUAUGGAGAAUUCCGCGCUUCGACGAAAAAGUUUAUGAAAAGUUCACUUCACCAACACAAUUUCCUUUGAAAUACAGAGGCAGUUAUGAGGAAACCUUGUCGUCAGUAUGGAUGAAUCUGAACAGUAAACAGGAAUCGUCCAUGGGAGUGCUGGAUUUCGGUGAGAUCACGUGUUCAUUAUUCGUGAGCGGUCAAGGCAAACUUAUAAUUGGAAGAUCGGAUGGCCUCAUCGUAAUGACCUAUGCAUGCGAGACUCUAGCUAGACAACUGCUCAAUGUCACUUUGGAGAAACCCGCCAUACGUCGACUGGAUGGACAUAAAGGAGCAGUAAGCAAUCUCUUCUAUCCUCACGAACAUCAUCCACGAUACGAUCCAGAGGUCUUGAUAUCUGGUGCAGACGAUUUUGCAGUAAUUGUGUGGAACAUCAGUACAGCGGAACGGCUGCAUCGCUUUGUCGUGCACGGUGGCCCCAUUCUUCGUUUUCUGGUUCCUCCAUCGAAUACGAGCAAGCAGGUGAGCAAGUGCAUAUGUGCAAUUGCCUCUGAUCACAGUGUAAGCCUGCUCAAUAUCCGCGAUAUGAAGUGUGUUUUGUUCGCCUCUCGACAUCCAUAUCCAGUCAAUCUAGUGAAAUGGCGGCCACUCGAUGACUUCAUGUUGGUGCGUCUUGAAGACGGAAGCGUUUUCGUGUGGCAGAUGGAAACAGCUUGCCUGGAUCGAGUUGUAGCAGGAGUGGUGGCAGAGGAAUUUUUGGCAGCUUGCGAUGAGCAGAUAGGAAAGGAAGAAGGCACUGAUCAAAUAGCGGCUCCCCAUGCCAUUGUGCUGAUGCGAACUUUGCGGUACAAAGGAAUGGACAUGGUAAUGCAUCACAGCCCACCUAUUGUUGGUGCUCCUUUGUCGCCAAUAGCCGAUGCUUGUCGUACAGCUCGGCAUGCUCUUACACUUAUUGCCACUGCACGCCCGACGGCUUUAUUAUCUGCACUGAGCAUGGAGGUAGCUCGUUAUAAUUCAGCAGCUCAGCACCAAACCAUUCAACACACGGUGGUCAGCCCGUUGUUGAAAUCUCGCACAGAAGUGCUGCGAAUAAUCGAAGAGUUGUCUGAAAAGCGCUAUGCCGAAGUCGUGGAAAUGAUGCUGCCUGUCGGCGAUGUCCUGGUUCACUGUCUUGACACUUCACUGUUGAAGCAGAAGACGCUGUCAGAGAUCUUUCCGCCAAUAACUAAGUUCUACAUGGUCGCUUACUGUUCGUCAACUCGACGAAUAGCAUUUGGUGGUAAGAACGGCACAUGUGUUGUCCAUGAACUCCGAGCUGCGAAGGCACAUAAUCUACAAGCACAUCAAGGUCCUGUAUCAGCUGUCGCAUUCUCGGAGGACGGCAAAUAUCUUGCCACCUACGGGGAUCAGGACGCAAAAAUCAAUUUUUGGCAAACUAGCCAAACAUUUUUGGGAAUGGGCCAGAAUCAGAUGAAGUUGGUAAAAAGUCAACCAGCUCCCUCACUGGCUGCCUUCAGUCCAAAUGGUACUAUAAGCACUUUUCGACCGAAGCUGGUAUGGAUAAACCCGAAAUCGUUGACGCUCAUGAUGCCUGAGGGACGUGAGCAACGUUUCACCAUCUAG